Messenger RNA from Trichomonas vaginalis G3, 627 nucleotides. RefSeq lists its product as uncharacterized. The coding region runs from base 1 to 627 and encodes 208 amino acids. The transcript has a single exon. The record is from RefSeq and is a predicted model, not a curated record. Lineage: Eukaryota; Parabasalia; Trichomonadida; Trichomonadidae.
AUGAACAGUUUCAAGAUAGAGGCACAAAAUGAAAUCGGAACAAGAGGUGGAUCAAAGGAUGAAGUUGAUGAAAAGGCUGAAAGAAGAAGGAAAUCAUUUGAGAGCUCAAAGACAUUUAAGAAUGCUGCUCAGCAGGUUGUUAUGAAUCUUGUCAAUAACUUUAGAUCAGCAAAUAGAGAUCAAAUUGUAAAUGUUUGCAUGGCUGCUCUUAACUAUGCUGCUAAAGUCGUUGGUUCUAAUCAGAAAUUCUCAUUUAAUACAGGUGUUGAUUUCAUUGGACGUAUUUCACAAUAUUACAUGCCAGGUGUUGUAAGUCCAUCCGGCGGAGCUGUUCCACAACGUAAACGUGUCAAACAAGAACUUCCAAUGCCCCCAUCACCAGGGCAAAUGAGUAUUCCAAGACAAAUGGCUCCACUUUCCGCAAGACAAGCUGCACCACCACCACGACCAAGACAACAGUUUGAAGAAGUUCCAUUAACAGCAGAUGUUAACAAUUAUAGAAAUGGUGAUGAUGCUGAUAGUUGGGAUGAAGCAAGGGCAAGACAACUUGAAAAUGAAGCUUUUGAUGAAGAUGAUGAACCAGCUCCCCCAUCAAAUAUCCAUCCACAAGCUUAUUACGAGUAUUAA